Molecule: messenger RNA, 1167 nt
Organism: Lontra canadensis (Northern American river otter)
Lineage: Eukaryota; Metazoa; Chordata; Mammalia; Carnivora; Mustelidae
Gene: CTSB
Product: cathepsin B
Exons: 10
Coding region: 72-1091 (339 amino acids)
Biological process (GO): regulation of catalytic activity
Cellular component (GO): lysosome
Molecular function (GO): cysteine-type endopeptidase activity
Source: RefSeq, a predicted model, not a curated record
UGCUCCCUUGCAGGCUGCAGUACCAGGCUCUUGGCUGCGGGGCUCGGUGAAUCGAAGAUCCAGCUUCCAAAAUGUGGCAGCUCUUGGCCACCCUUAGCUGCCUGGUGGUGCUGACGGGUGCCCAGAGAAGGCCGCCUUUCCAGCCGCUGUCGGAUGAGCUGGUCCACUAUGUUAACAAACAGAACACUACGUGGAAGGCUGGACACAACUUCCACAAUGUGGACCGGAGCUACCUGAAGAAGCUGUGUGGCACCUUCCUGGGUGGGCCGAAGCCGCCCCAGAGACUUUGGUUUGCCGAGAACAUGAUUCUGCCUGAAAGCUUCGAUGCCCGGGAGCAGUGGUCUAACUGCCCGACCAUCAAAGAGAUCCGGGACCAGGGCUCCUGCGGGUCCUGCUGGGCGUUUGGGGCCGUGGAAGCCAUUUCAGACCGAAUCUGCAUCCGCACCAAUGGGCACGUCAGCGUGGAGGUGUCUGCCGAGGACAUGCUCACCUGCUGUGGCGACCAGUGUGGGGACGGCUGUAAUGGGGGCUUUCCUGCUGAAGCCUGGAACUUCUGGACAAAAAAAGGCUUGGUUUCCGGUGGCCUCUAUGACUCGCAUGUUGGCUGCAGACCCUACUCCAUCCCUCCCUGUGAGCACCAUGUGAAUGGCUCCCGGCCCCCAUGCACAGGAGAGGGGGAUACCCCCAAGUGCAGCAAGAUCUGCGAGCCCGGCUACACCCCAUCCUACAAAGAAGACAAGCACUAUGGAUGCAGUUCCUACAGCGUGUCCAGUAGCGAGAAGGAGAUCAUGGCAGAGAUCUACAAGAACGGCCCGGUAGAGGCGGCCUUCUCCGUGUAUUCUGACUUCCUGAUGUACAAGUCUGGCGUGUACCAGCACGUCACUGGAGAAAUGAUGGGAGGCCACGCUGUCCGCAUCCUGGGCUGGGGAGUGGAGAAUGGCACACCCUACUGGCUGGUGGGCAACUCCUGGAACACGGACUGGGGCGACAAUGGCUUCUUUAAAAUCCUCAGAGGACAGGAUCACUGUGGAAUUGAAUCAGAAAUUGUGGCUGGUAUUCCAUGCACUGACCAGUACUGGAAAAAGAUCUAAUCUGCUGUGGGAUUAGUUCUGCCAGCCCUGGGGUACUGUUUCCCUAAAUAUAGCCAGUUGGGCUGGUGAGGAGAUG